This is a messenger RNA of Pyrus x bretschneideri (Chinese white pear), 1115 nucleotides long. Its product is annotated as chalcone--flavanone isomerase-like. Gene Ontology annotation, biological process: flavonoid biosynthetic process. Gene Ontology annotation, molecular function: chalcone isomerase activity. Lineage: Eukaryota; Viridiplantae; Streptophyta; Magnoliopsida; Rosales; Rosaceae. The record is from RefSeq and is a predicted model, not a curated record.
GGAAAAACAACCUAAGGGUAGUUGGUACCAGAAUACCAGCUCGUCGACACUCCCCCGCCUUCCCUUGAGUGACCGGUGAAACACCCUCCACGUUUUUUAACACUCCCACCUGCCUCUUCUUACUCAUCAAACCUCCUCCCAUUACUGAGUGGACCGACCAAUUACCACCUCUAUUUAAACCCACCGUUCCCGACAGCUAACCCCAUCUCUCUCUCUGCACAAUAUAUGAAUUGUCAAAUGGCUCCACCACCAUCGCUCGCUGGACUCCAGGUCGAGGCCACUGCGUUUCCACCGUCCGUCAAACCUCCGGGCUCCUCCAACACUUUGUUCCUCGGCGGCGCAGGGGUGAGGGGGCUGGAGAUUCAGGGCAACUUCGUGAAGUUCACGGCGAUCGGAGUGUACUUGGAGGAUAACGCCGUGCCUCUGCUAGCCGUUAAGUGGAAGGGUAAGACCGCCGAGGAGUUGUCGGAGUCCGUUGAGUUCUUCAGGGACAUCGUUACAGGUCCGUUUGAGAAGUUCAUUCAGGUGACAACGAUACUGCCACUGACGGGCCAGCAAUACUCUGAGAAAGUUUCGGAGAAUUGCGUUGCCUUUUGGAAGUCAGUGGGAAUUUACACUGAUGCAGAAGGCAAAGCCAUUGAAAAGUUCAUUGAGGUCUUCAAAGAUCAAAACUUCCCACCGGGCGCCUCUAUUCUCUUCACACAAUCUCCGAAAGGAUCACUCACGAUUUGCUUCUCCAAUGAUGCAUCCGUGCCACAAGCUGCAAAUGCGGUGAUAGAAAACAAACUACUUUCCGAGGCAGUUCUAGAGUCGAUCGUGGGAAAGCACGGUGUUUCCCCUGCAGCAAAGCGAAGUUUGGCCGCGAGGUUACCCGAACUGUUGAACGGGUGUAAUGAUACCGAAGCCGGAAAUGAAAAAUUGGAAACCAAGGUAAAGGAGGUUGCUGUGGAGGCAUGAAAACUGAGAGAGGAGAAAUAAAACUUGGGAGUGAUUGCCGUUCUGUAUUUAGUGAGUUAUUUACAUACAAUCUAUGAAGCUAGAGGAAAGUGCUAUGUCUUGUUUUAUUUAAAGAGAACGAUCAUGUUUUUAUGAGAAAUAACAGUGUUGUUUUGUUA